Messenger RNA from Thamnophis sirtalis, 1779 nucleotides. Lineage: Eukaryota; Metazoa; Chordata; Lepidosauria; Squamata; Natricidae. The record is from RefSeq and is a predicted model, not a curated record.
GGUCUUGUCUCUUUUGAGGAGGUGGCUGUGUGUUUCUCCAAGGAAGAGUGGGCUCGGCUGGAUCCCCCCCAAAAAGCCCUCCACGGGGAAGUCAUGAGGGAGAACCUGAGGAACGUGACCUCUCUGGGGCCUGUUGGGCAAGAGAACAUGUGCUACAGGCAAAUAUUAGAAGCUCUCAGACGCAAAGAAGGAAGAGACCAAGCGGAGCUAAAAAGUCACGAGAGAAACCAGUCAAAGGAUGGAAGCAGAAAGUUUUCUUUUCAGUGCGGCGAAAUUCAAGCCUUGGACAUUCCCAAAGGAAAAAGGGCAAAGGGUUUUGGGAAAAGUGUGAAAACAUUCAGAGAAAAAUUAGAUUUAAAUGAGCAUGAUCACACUACAGACGAAGAGGAUCAGAACAGGGAAGACGAAAAAAGUUACAGCUGGACUUUCAUUCUUUCUUUGCGGGAUAGAAUCAACAUGGGGGAGAAACCCUACAAAUGUCGAGAGUGUGGGAAGAACUUCCGGAGCAGCAGCCAGGUUACUUCCCACAGGAGGAUCCACACGGGGGAGAAACCCUAUAAAUGCCUGGAGUGUGGGAAGAGCUUCACCUGGAGCAACGACCUGACUUGCCACAAAAGGAUCCACACGGGGGAAAAACUCUACAAGUGUUCUGAGUGCGGGAGGAGCUUCAGGAGGAACAGCCAGCUUGCUUACCAUAAAAGACUCCACGCGGGAGAAAAACCGUACAAGUGCAUGGAGUGUGGAAAGAACUUCCUGUGGAGCUAUCAGCUUACUUCCCACAAAAUGAUCCACACAGGAGAGAAACCCUAUAAAUGCCCGGAGUGUGGGAAGAGCUUCAGGAGGAGCAGCGAACUGACUUCCCACAGAAGGAUCCACACUGGUGAGAGGCCUUAUAAAUGUAUGGAGUGUGGAAGGGGCUUCAGGGGAAGCAGUGAACUGACCUCCCACAGGAGGGUCCACACAGGAGAAAAACCUUAUAAAUGCAUAGAAUGCGGGAGGACCUUCAGGAGGAAUAGCCAGCUUACUUACCAUAAAAGACUGCACUCGGGAGAGAAACCAUACAAAUGUAUGGAGUGCGGAAAGAACUUCUUCUGGAGCUAUCAGCUCGCUUCUCAUAAAAUGAUCCACACGGGAGAGAAGCCAUAUAAAUGCCUGGUGUGUGGGAAAAGCUUCAGAGGCAGCCGUGAGCUUUCUUCCCAUAAAAGGAUCCACGCAUUGGAAGAAUUACACAAAUGUUUGGAAUGUGGAAAGACCUUCAGGAGCAGCGCUGAGCUCACUUCCCAUAGCAAAAUCCACCCAGGGGAGAGACCGUACACAUGUACAGAGUGCGGAAAAAGCUUCUCUUGGAAUUCUCAGCUUACUUCCCACAAAAGGAUUCACUCUGGUGAGAAUCCAUAUGAAUGUGCAGAGUGUGGGAAAAGUUUCGGGGAAAGUAGUGAACUUAUUUCCCAUAAAAGGAUCCACUUAGACGAGAGACCAUAUAAAUGUAUGAAAUGCUCAAAGAGCUUCAGAAGGAACAGCCAGCUUGCCUGCCAUAAGAGAAUCCACACAGGGGAAAAGCCAUUUAAGUGUGCAGAAUGCGGGAAAAGCUUCCGUCAAAGCAGCCACCUCCUUUCCCAUAAAAACAUCCAUACGGGGGAGAAGCACUAUCAAUGCAUGGAAUGUGGGAAGACCUUCAAGAGGAGCAGUGAACUCACUUCCCAUGAAAGGAUCCACAUGGGGGAGAAGCCAUAGGAAUGAAUGGAUGUUUAGCAAGAGCAGCACCCUUGCUUCACAUGA